AUUCGCCAGUGUGUGUUUGUGUGUCAAGAAGUUAAACACUGCUAAAGUUUGUUACAAGACGUCAUAAAGUUUAAAAUGUACACAUUUCUUGCACUGUGAUCUUCUGCGGUUUUGAAAAGGAUCGCUGGUUUGUGUUAAAUACCCAGUUUGCAUUUAUGUUGGAGCAAAACGGGAUGCACCCGAUCAAGUAAUUCGUUUUAUGACUGCCUGCCGUACAGUUUCCUCUUCAGCAGUCAGUUAUAGUUGCACUUAUCAGCAAUUUAGAAGUCAGCAAAAUCGACAUUUCUUCUCAGGAAAACGAAGAGCUGCUUACAGUAUAGUUUGGCCUGCUACUGUUUUCCCAGCACACCCUGUGCCAGAGCACAUAAGGAAGCCAGACUAUGUGACGACAGGCAUUGUACCAGACUGGGGAGACUACAUAGAAAUUAAGAACCAAGAUCAGAUUCAGGGUCUUCGGAAGGCAAGUCAUCUUGCCCGUCAUGUUUUACUUUUGGCUGGGAAGAAUUUAAAGGUUGGCAUGACAACUGAAGAAAUAGAUUACAUUGUUCACCACGAAACAAUAAGACACAAUGCCUACCCCUCACCUCUGGGGUAUGGAGGCUUUCCAAAAUCUGUCUGUACCUCCGUAAACAAUGUGGUGUGUCAUGGUAUUCCUGACAGUCGAGCACUUCAAGAUGGCGAUAUUAUCAACAUUGAUGUCACGGUUUAUUAUGAAGGCUACCAUGGUGACACAUCUGAAACAUUCUUGGUUGGCAAUGUGGAUGAAGGUGGACAGAAAUUAGUGGAGGUUGCAAGGAGAUGUAGAGACGAAGCAAUUGAAGUCUGCAGACCUGGGGCCGCCUUCUCUGUAAUUGGGAACACAAUCAGCCAUAUAGCACACUCCAAUGGAUUUCAAGUCUGUCCUGAUUUUGUGGGCCAUGGGAUUGGAUCCUAUUUUCAUGGACAUCCUGAAGUCUGGCACCACGCCUCUGACAGCAAACUAUUGAUGGAAGAAGGAAUGGCAUUUACUAUAGAGCCAGUCUUGAUGGAAGGAUCCCCUGAAUUUAAAAUUCUGGACGACAAGUGGACAGCAGUAUCCCUAGAUAACAAAAGGUCAGCCCAGUUUGAGCAUACUGUAGUUAUUACAUCCCACGGAGCUGAGAUACUAACUAAAAUACCGUAAUACGAAAUCUGCCCAGGACCUCUGAUAUGGAAUGACCGCUUAUCUGCUGAAAAGGACCAUUCUUAAUUGCUUCAUAAAGCAAUACUGCUCAUAAGGCAUAAUGCAAAAUAAUUGUGUCAGCAGGAAGAACGGUGGACAUGGUAAUAGAUCUGUAAAUACUAUGCGCCGCAGUUGGUAGUAGACAUUUAAGACUUAAAUUUUUCAGAGGCUGUUGACGUGCAUCUCAAGACACCAUCUAGAUUCAAAACCUGCCAUUGCCUCUUUCACCGGCAUUGAAGAAUGCGGUUGCAUUGUAGCUAUAAGAUACCAUAUUGUAAAUAACAAAUGUUUGUGCUGGUAGGCUGUGAUAUUCUGGAUGGCAUACAAAUAAAAUGUUAGCUUAACUUGCA
Messenger RNA from Protopterus annectens (West African lungfish), 1551 nucleotides. RefSeq names its product methionyl aminopeptidase type 1D, mitochondrial (gene METAP1D). Lineage: Eukaryota; Metazoa; Chordata; Ceratodontiformes; Protopteridae. Gene Ontology annotation, biological process: proteolysis. Bases 200 to 1162 code for a protein of 320 amino acids. The record is from RefSeq and is a predicted model, not a curated record. The transcript is spliced from 10 exons. Gene Ontology annotation, molecular function: metalloaminopeptidase activity.